AUGUUCGGAUAUAGCAAAGAAGCAGUUAGAGUGAAAGUCAAGAAGUGUGAAGGAAAGCUACAACCAGAGUUACGAAAGUUUUCAGUAGACCCACAAAUUACUUCAUUGGAAGUAUUACAAAGCAUUUUAGUUAAAGCAUUUGAUAUAAAAUCAGACUUUACAUUAUCUUAUAGAACUUUAGAUGAUGUUGGACAGGAGAUCUAUUUACCAUUGCUAUCUGAUUGGGAUUUGGAUGCUGCAUUUUUAAAGUCACAUAAUUUAGCUGUAACACAAAAGACAGAACCAUGUGUGCAGUUAAAAGUGGAUAUGAAACCAUUUGCAGAAGCUUCAGAAGAUUGGGAACCCCCUGCAAUCCCUUCAGGAUCCAUAAGUCAAAAUAUCAGGGAACCACCAGUACAGGUGCAGAAUAUGCCACAAUCUGAUAAGUCAGAAUCACAAGUAGGGCUUCAAGGAAUGAUAAUGAAUCAGGUAGAAAAAACCUUCAAUAUGGUGUCAAGAGCUUUAAAUUUGUAUGAGGACCCAAAUACCCCUCCAAGACCACCAUUAAAUGAUGUAGAAUUUAGAUCAUUCUUAGAUCCAGUUGGUAGAAUAUACAAUAUUGCUAAAUUAAAAGAAGUUAUUUAUUGUGGGGGAAUAGAACCAAGUCUGAGGAAAGUAGUCUGGAAACAUAUACUUAAUGUAUACCCUGAAGGCAUGACUGGUAAGGAAAGAAUGGAUUAUAUUAAGAAAAAGGCUAAUGAAUAUUAUUCUUUGAAGACAAAAUGGAAAGACUGCAUUCAAAGUGGAAAGGUAAAUGCUGACUUAGCUUAUGUAACCAGCAUGGUAAGAAAAGAUGUCCUUCGAACUGAUCGGCAUCACAGUUUUUAUGCUGGAAGUGAUGACAACCAAAAUAUUGCUUCACUGUUUAAUAUUUUAACAACGUAUGCUCUCUACCAUCCCACUGUAAGUUACUGUCAAGGUAUGUCUGACCUAGCAUCUCCACUGUUAGUGACUAUGGGCGAUGAAGCCCAUGCAUAUAUUUGUCUCUGUGCACUGAUGACAAGAUUAUAUACAAAUUUUUUAUUAGACGGAGAAGCUAUGACUCUUAAGUUUUCACACUUAUCAGAGUCACUUCAAGUGUAUGACCCAGAUUUUUACAAUUAUUUGAAAUUACAACAAGCAGAUGAUCUUCUAUUUUGCUAUAGAUGGCUGCUUUUGGAAAUGAAACGUGAAUUUGCCUUUGAUGAUGCUCUACGAAUGUUAGAAGUGCUAUGGGCAUCCUUGCCGCUAAAGACAACUACUACAGAAUUAUUUCUCCUAGAAAAAGAUUUUGAUUCCACAUUAAAUGUUACUAUUGAUCCCCCUCCUCUUAGUCCAUUAGUGAAAGCACCUAGAGAAAAUGCAUACACAAAAGUUUGUGCAAUAAGAAGGCAAAGUUCUAGCUUUAGUAUAGCAAAUAUAAAGGCACCAAAACUUUCAAACAUUAAACUUAGCAACCUAAGUUUAGAUGAAAAUGCGGCAAGAAAGGCACUAAGUAAUUCUUUUAAACGUGCGAAAGAAUUUCAAAGUCUUGACGAUGCUUCAUUACAUUUGAGAAGAACCAAUCAUCACAAAGAAAGAAUAGAAGAAACAAUUCACACAAAAGAAGUAAACAAUGCUACUAACCAGAUGGCAGACCUUAAUGAGAAAGACAAUGUUGAAGUUAUAGAAGAGCUAUCUAUCACAGAGAACAUGCACAAUGGAACUAACCCAAUGAACUCCAGUAUAAUAAAGGAAACCCCAUUAGGCAGCCAGAUUAGAUUGCUUCGGGAUAAAAUUCUAGUACAUAAUAACAAAUUUUUCUCAUCAUUAGACAAACUAGAUGUAUCUCUAGACAUGGAUAAACCAAAGGUAAAAAUAAUUAAAAACCUUAACGAGUUUUUGAAUUUCACAACUGCUAAGCCUGAUAUUAAACCAGGUAUUUGCUCAAACACAGAGAUUGUAGAGGCUAAAUAUUCUAAAGUAGCCCCUAUUUUACAUUUACAUGCAUAUGACAUCACAGCUAAAAUCAAAACUCAAAAUGCAAGCAAAUCAAACCUAGAACUGAAUGAUGGUAGUAGUCCUGAUGAUUCCCAGGAGUAUUAUCCUAUGACAACUUCAAUGACAAGAGAAUUAAGACUGGAGUUGGAGCAUUUGGAUCGACAAGUAUUUGGAUCUUCAUAUGUUAAUAGAUGUAGUAUAAUAUGUGAUUCACCAUCAGAAUCUACGAGCACAGAUGAAAAGCACUUAAAAGUGAAUACUGAAAUAAACAAUAGAGACAAAUUAGAACUUCAAAGUGAUAUAACAGAGUCUAUGGAAACUUUUCAAAAGUCUCCAAUUGUGGACACUAUCAAAACUAACGCCCGAAGUGCCGAAGAUAUUUAUUUAUGGGAAAAUCCUUUACAUCGAAACGCUUCAACAACUCGCACAACUGCUAGCUGUCCUCAGACACCUGAUGAACAAGCAGAGUUGGAUUUCGAUGGCGACACAGGAGAAAUCUUUGAAGAACAUUCUGGUAAAAAGUCAAUAACCCCUAUUAGAUUAUUAAGGAAAAACCAUUCCUUAGAACCACAAGACUUAAAUUUUAACCAACAUUCCAAUAUACAAUCAAAUGAAACUGAAUUUCUUAAUCCUCUGGAAUCUAUGAACACACCAACUCUUAUAAAUGAAGAUGUUAGUAAUUUAAAAUGUAAUAAAUUUUUUUCUAACAUGUCGCAAGAACUGGAAAAUGCAAAAAGAAAUUGUGAGUCAAUGCUCAGUGCACGCCAAUCGAAUUUACACAAUGUAGCUUCAACCAUAAAUAACUUUCAAAAGAAAUAUGAAGUGUUUAAACCACCACCACAGAAAAAUGCAUUAAACAUUAGUGGCGAUACCCCAGUUAAAAAUAGCAUAAGCAAUCUGCCAUCACCGACUAUAUUUGGGGGUGGAAAUCCAUUUCUUAUGUAUCUAUGUCUAACAGUAUUAUUGCAACAUAGAGAUUAUGUAAUGAGAAAUCAUAUGGAUUAUAAUGAACUAGCAAUGCAUUUUGAUAAGAUGGUAAGAAAACAUAAUGUUAACAGGGUAUUGAAUCAAGCAAGACAAAUGUACGCUUUAUAUUUGAAGCAACACUCUCAAAAGACUGCUGAUGUAACUACACAAUAG
Messenger RNA from Leptosia nina, 3138 nucleotides. Lineage: Eukaryota; Metazoa; Arthropoda; Insecta; Lepidoptera; Pieridae. The record is from the annotation of a GenBank genome assembly.